AAGAACUUGCAACAAAAAUUCUUAUAACAAUUUCCCAAGAUCAAAACAAUGGAUAACAAUUUGAAUAACUUCCCAUUUCCACCACCACCAUUACCACCAUCUUCCUCUGAGCACAGUUACACCAUAGUAAUAUUUGUUUUCUCAACGUUCGGUUGCAUUUUACUUGGCCUAGCUAUUCUUGCUUUCUGCUCAUACUUUUUGAAGAAAAAGAAGAACACAAUAAUAGUUGAAGAGAAAGAAGUGAAACACAUUGAUGAUCAUCUUAAAAUCAAGGAAGCAAUUGUUGAAGGACCUCAUGGGAAACUUGAGACUAUUGUACUCUCUGUGGAAGAAGAUAUGCAUGAAAAGGAUGACAUUAUAAGGACAAAGAAAGAAAUAGAAGAAGUUCAUCAUCAUAACUUAUUGCAUGCUAAUAAUAAAUCUUCAAUAAUUACACCUUGAAGCUGGCCAUAGACAAACUUGAGCAUCAUCAAUUCAUCAUUUUUUAUUUUUAAAAUAAAUGACAAUAAGUGUGGAACAAGUUACUAAUGGUAUAAAUUAAAGUUAUAACUA
Molecule: messenger RNA, 552 nt
Organism: Solanum dulcamara
Lineage: Eukaryota; Viridiplantae; Streptophyta; Magnoliopsida; Solanales; Solanaceae
Product: protein TRACHEARY ELEMENT DIFFERENTIATION-RELATED 6
Exons: 1
Coding region: 49-441 (130 amino acids)
Biological process (GO): plant-type secondary cell wall biogenesis
Source: RefSeq, a predicted model, not a curated record